Messenger RNA from Prunus armeniaca (apricot), 1098 nucleotides. The record is from the annotation of a GenBank genome assembly. Lineage: Eukaryota; Viridiplantae; Streptophyta; Magnoliopsida; Rosales; Rosaceae.
AUGGGUUCAACUGUUGAGACCCAGAUGACCCCAACCCAAGUAUCAGAUGAAGAAGCCAACCUGUUUGCCAUGCAGUUAGCCAGCGCCUCUGUUCUGCCCAUGGUGCUUAAGGCAGCCAUAGAGCUUGACCUCUUGGAGAUCAUGGCUAAAGCUGGACCUGGUGUUUUCCUUUCCCCCGCAGACAUAGCUUCUCAGCUCCCAACCAAGAACCCAGAUGCACCUGUCAUGCUUGACCGCAUGUUGCGCCUCCUGGCCAGCUACUCUAUUCUCACCUACUCUCUGCGCACCCUGGCUGAUGGUAAAGUUGAGAGGCUCUAUGGUCUUGGCCCUGUCUGCAAGUUCUUGACCAAGAAUGAAGAUGGUGUCUCUAUUGCCCCUCUCUGUCUCAUGAAUCAGGACAAGGUCCUUGUUGAGAGCUGGUAUCACUUGAAAGACGCAGUUCUUGAAGGUGGCAUUCCAUUCAACAAGGCCUAUGGCAUGACUGCUUUUGAAUAUCAUGGCACUGACCCCAGAUUCAACAAGGUCUUCAACAGGGGAAUGGCUGACCACUCUACCAUCACCAUGAAGAAAAUCCUCGAGACAUACAAAGGGUUUGAGGGCCUCACAUCAGUCGUGGAUGUCGGUGGCGGGACGGGGGCCGUCCUUAACAUGAUCGUCUCCAAGUACCCCUCGAUCAAGGGCAUUAACUUCGACUUGCCUCAUGUCAUUGAAGAUGCUCCUCAAUAUCCUGGUGUGGAGCAUGUUGGGGGAGACAUGUUUGUAAGUGUUCCAAGAGGAGAUGCAAUUUUCAUGAAGUGGAUAUGUCAUGAUUGGAGUGAUGAGCAUUGCUUGAAAUUUUUGAAGAACUGCUAUGCUGCACUUCCAGACAACGGGAAGGUGAUUCUUGGUGAGUGCAUUCUUCCUGUAGCCCCAGACAGUAGCCUUGCAACUAAGGGAGUUGUUCAUAUCGAUGUGAUCAUGUUGGCUCACAACCCUGGGGGAAAAGAGAGGACAGAGCAGGAAUUUCAGGCCUUGGCCAAGGGAGCUGGAUUCCAAGGCUUUAAUGUCGCGUGCUCUGCCUUCAACACCUAUGUCAUAGAAUUCCUUAAGAAGAAUUGA